Molecule: messenger RNA, 761 nt
Organism: Cylicostephanus goldi
Lineage: Eukaryota; Metazoa; Nematoda; Chromadorea; Rhabditida; Strongylidae
Source: the annotation of a GenBank genome assembly
CCGUUCACUGACAUUGUCAAUGCUCACUUACAAUUGAAAAAUCCUACUGAAAGGCCGGUAUGUUUCAAAGUGAAAACAACUGCUCCGAAACAAUAUUGUGUGCGCCCCAAUUCGGGAGUCCUGCCACCGAGUAGUUCGAAGACCAUAACUGUGAUGCUACAACCAAUGGAUGGCGUUCCAACUGAUGUAGCUCGUCAUAAGUUCAUGGUUCAGACAUGUUUCUGCCCUCCCGGUGAUGUUGAUCUCGAUAAUAUCUGGAAGACUAUCUCUCCGAAUGAGCUUAUGUACAGCAAAUUGAUGGUAGUAUUCCAACAACGUUCGAGUGAACAUGGAGGAGCCGUAAGAGAGGAGGUGCCGUCUGCCGUCGCUUUCAAUACGUAUGUUUCUCACCAGUGUAGCUCGCAAUCUAUCAGUUAUUUUCUUGUUUAUAGUCCACAAAACGCUGGUAAUAAUCGAGCAUCUGCUUCUCCCAGUGGAAAUCGCGUUUCGGAGCUCGAGGAGAAAUUGAAGAGCGAAACAGAUUUGCGGCUAAAGUCAGAGAAAGAAAGGGCCAUACUUCAGCAUGAUCUUGACGAACUUUUUAGCAAACAUGCCAAACUGCAGCAAGCAAUGCAAUCCCCCGAAGGUGGCACUCCUACUAUCCAGGUAAAUUUGCUACUUCGUGCUAUCACAAGCUCUGGUUUUUCUAUCUCGUUCAAAACUCGAGCUAUGAUCGAAUGCCUUAGGCAGUGGCCAUACUUCGCUCAAAAGCGCCCAUAAAC